CCCCAAGAAUCAAUCAUCGACAAUUGUCUCAGCACAUCAUGUCUUCCAACCUCAAGCCUCUCGUCCUCCACGCUCACGGCACAGGUCCCAACCCGUACAAGAUCGCAGCCGCCCUCGAGUUCCUUGACCUUCCUUACGAGGUCAAGCUCUGGCAAUUCGGCGAUGCAGCCAACGGUGUCAAGGGACCGGAGUUCCUGAAGAUCAACGAGAAUGGCCGUGUUCCUGCUUUGGAGGACCCAAACACUGGCGUUACCAGCUGGGAGAGCGGUGCCGUGAUGAACUACUUGCUGCGAGUGUACGACAAAGAGAACAAGCUCGGUCCGCGUGGAAACUCCGAGCAGGAUCGUGUGGACUUUGAGAAGUGGGAGUACUUCCUCUUGAGCACAUUGGGACCGAUGAUGGGCCAAGUCAACUGGUUCCGCCACUACCACUCCUCCAAGAACGAGGACGCUUUGAAGCGCUUCGAAGAGCAAGCAUACCGCUGCUUCGGCGUCAUCGACGCUCAGAUCAAGAAGACUGGCGACAAAUUCAUCCUGCCUGGCUCGACUCCCACUGCGGUUGACCUUCAUGUGUAUUCGUGGGUUUAUCAGCACAGCUACGCCGGCUUGAGCAUGGACAAUUACCCGAGCACGAAGAAGUGGUUGGAGAACGUCUCGGCGCUGAAGGAGAUCAAGGCGGCCUACGAGAAGGUGCCGAAGGGCAAGGAGAUGUAGGAGGCGGCGGAAGUUCAGCGGUCAGUAGAAUCAUUGCACGAAUGAAAAGCAAACCUUUUUCAUAUUC
Zymoseptoria tritici IPO323 is the source of this 780-nucleotide messenger RNA. RefSeq lists its product as uncharacterized. NCBI's taxonomy places the organism in Eukaryota, Fungi, Ascomycota, Dothideomycetes, Mycosphaerellales, Mycosphaerellaceae. The record is from RefSeq and is a predicted model, not a curated record. The transcript is spliced from 2 exons. The coding region runs from base 39 to 713 and encodes 224 amino acids.